AUGGCGAUCGCGAUCUCACAGGCGGUACUUGCGCAUCGAAACUCUGCCGCGACAUUCACGGUGCCCGGCUCGACGCAGCAACUCAAAUUCCAUAAUUACAGGGUAACCGGAAACAUGAUCAGCGGGUAAGUCGUGAUGUUUAUCUUCGGUUACGGGCUUCCCCCUGUCUAUCAGCUCCUUAUUAUUUCAUGCAUGAAGGUGUUGUUUGGUCGCUUUCCCCCUACACAUAUCACUAAAAAACUGAACUUUACUGCCACCAACCCUGCACCUGGGACCCCCCCCCUUUCCACCGAAACGACAUUUAUUCUCUUUUGUUUCAGGGCCGCACAACAACACAAAAAGCGGCUGAUCCCGCUGCGUCGGACCGACGCGAUGACGUUGGCCGAACGUCGCAACUAUCAGGUCCUCGACGACAUUUUUCGGGCCGGCGGGCCCGAUUGCUUUCAGCAAGUCACGCCGAACAGUAUGGGCAACGACGGAGAUCCGUUGUUCCUGCGGCUCAACAUCGGCGGCACCAGUUUUAUGCUGCUAAUCGAUGCGAUCCUUCGCGCCGAGACGACUACAUUUCUGUCGCGCUUCAUCCAACUCACGCACACCGCCAGAUUAAAAGUGAGCAAAGAGCGGCGAAACGGAUUAUCGCAUUAUCUUUUUUUUUGUUCCAGGUCGCCGACGCGUAUAUUGCCUCUGAAGACGCCUACUAUUUUCAACGAUCACCGACCUCAUUUGAGGCCAUCUUUCAGUACUACGCAACCGGAGUCGUCCAUCGACCUUCCGAAGUAAGAGCGAUGAAGCGGAAAAGUCACAUGCCACGCACAUACACACAUAUUUCUCAGAUUUGCCCCGCCUCGUUUCUGAGCGAGCUCGACUUUUGGCGAAUAUCGCAUCAGCAUGUCGGCUCGUGUUGCGCCGAUAUCAUUCCGCAAAAGAGGGAAGAAGAAAAAGAAGAGGAAAAAGUGAUUGGGGGAGCUGGAAUAUUAACUAUUAGAUUACUUCCAGGUCGAUGACAACACAUUCGAUAAGCUCAUGUGUGGAAAGUUACGGAGGCGGAUGUGGACGUUUCUCGAAAGACCCGGCUCUUCGAUGCAAGCGAAAGCUUUUGAGCUGUCUUCGACUCUUUUCGUGGCGAUUUCAGUCAUGGGACUCUCGUUUGGGACCAUACCGGACUUUCAGGUAGAAUGCGUUGAAGUAUCAUUCGUAAUCAUUAUUUUGUAGGUGACUCAUUUGAUGCCCCCACACGAUGAAACAGUAGUGUUGCCGAAUGGAACAGCGACGAUCGUGCAGAAAGUCGAACAGAUGCGAGUGGAACAUCCGGCUUUUGUGUUCACGGAACGGAUAUGCAUCGCCUUCUUCACCGUCGAAUACUGUCUUCGAUUUUUCGCCGCACCCAGGAAGCUAAGAUUCGCGCUGAAGCCGUUGAACUUGGUGGAUCUCCUGGCCAUCGUCCCAUUCUAUCUGGAACUAUUGCUGACUCUCUGCGGAGUGGACGACCGAAAACUGAGAGAUCUGCGAUGGGCGUUCCUGGUGGUCAGAAUUCUGCGAGUGCUGCGAGUCAUUCGAAUCAUCAAGCUCGGAAGGUUCUCCUCGGGACUUCAAACGUUUGGAAUGACACUUCAGCGGUCACAAAAGCAGUUGCAAAUGAUGACAAUUGUGCUGCUGACAGGAGUGGUCUUUUUCUCGACCAUGAUCUAUUUCCUGGAGAAGGACGAGGAGAAAACGCCGUUCACGAGUAUCCCGGCAGCCUAUUGGUGGUGCAUAGUCACAAUGACAACUGUGGGCUAUGGAGACGCGGUACCAGCGACUACCAGUGAGUUUUCAACAAACUUUUAUGAUGAAAACCAACGAUAUUUCAGUGGGAAAGAUCAUUGCCUCGGCGGCGAUCAUGUGUGGAGUAUUGGUACUCGCCCUGCCUAUCACUAUUAUUGUCGACAACUUUAUCAAAGUGGCACAGGACGAGCAGCAAGCAGAGCAGCAGAAAAUCGACCAGCACAGCGAGCAAGUUGCUCUGGAGGCGAUGCUCACUGCGAACUAA
This is a messenger RNA of Caenorhabditis sp. 36 PRJEB53466, 2029 nucleotides long. The record is from the annotation of a GenBank genome assembly. Lineage: Eukaryota; Metazoa; Nematoda; Chromadorea; Rhabditida; Rhabditidae.